GUCUAUUUGAUUGGCUUAGCACUGAGGUACUGAAGAACAUCUGGGAUGCCCAAUAUUGGUCCUAUCCAACACCGCAGAUACAGGCCUUGUGUCCCAUCUGUAUAUGAAAGCACACCGGAGUCAACAUGGUGGUUGGAUUCCGCGGUUGUCUGGUAAUCCUGUGGCUGGCGCUGGGUGCCGUGCUAGGCUCGGUGCUCGGGCUCGGCGAGGACCUCGACCGGCCUCUGUUCGGGCCUCCCGGCUCUCCUAUCCGGCUGCAUGAGUCAGACCCGGGCCUGAAGAAGGCCCUGGAGUUUGCCGAGGACCGCUACAACCGGGGCUCAAACGCGAUGCACCUCCGCAGAAUCAGCCGGCUCAUCUCCGCAACCAAACAGCUGGUUAAGGGAAUCCGCUACACUAUAACAGUGGAAGUGAGUAACACGCAGUGUAAAAACACCAUGCUCAGGACAUGUGACUUCUAUCCUGAGUCACAGAAACUCAAGACGGAACUGUGCAUGUUCGAAGUGUGGGAUAUUCCCUGGCAGGGCACUUCGACUCUGGUCAAACAGAAGUGCCAGCCUAAAGUUGAACCUCAAGUAGAGGAGACCAACAAGGUGGAGGAUCCAUCCAGCAGCCAGCCCCUGGAGGAGUCUGUGGAGCUUUUGGGCCAGUUUAAAGAGUUCAUGGUUAAAUACAAUAAGGUUUACAGCAGCCAGGAGGAGGCAGACCGUCGUUUGCGCAUCUUCCACGAGAACCUCAAGACUGCUGAGAAGCUCCAGUCUAUGGAUCAAGGUUCCGCUGAGUAUGGAGUCACCAAGUUCAGCGACCUAACCGAGGAAGAGUUUCGCUCUACGUACCUGAACUCGCUACUGAGCCAGUGGACUCUCCAUCGACCAAUGAAACCGGCCUCUCCUGCCCGAGGUCCCGCCCCUGCCAGCUGGGAUUGGCGGGAUCAUGGAGCAGUCAGUCCCGUUAAGAACCAGGGUAUGUGUGGAUCCUGCUGGGCAUUUUCUGUUACAGGCAACAUUGAAGGCCAGUGGUUCCUGAAGAAUGGAACAUUGCUGUCACUUUCGGAGCAAGAGCUGGUUGACUGUGAUGGGUUGGACCAGGCGUGCAGAGGAGGGCUGCCUUCAAAUGCUUAUGAAGCCAUUGAAAAGCUGGGUGGUCUGGAGACAGAGACGGACUACUCCUAUGCCGGGCACAAGCAGAGGUGCGACUUCACCACAAGGAAAGUGGCUGCCUAUAUCAACAGCUCCGUGGAGUUGUCCAAAGACGAGAAGGAAAUUGCAGCUUGGCUAGCUGAGAAUGGACCAGUCUCGGUCGCUCUGAAUGCCUUUGCAAUGCAGUUCUACAGGAAGGGUGUGUCUCACCCUUUGAAGAUCUUCUGCAACCCCUGGAUGAUCGACCACGCUGUGUUGCUGGUAGGAUACGGAGAACGUAAAGGUAUCCCAUUCUGGGCCAUCAAAAACAGCUGGGGGGAGGAUUUUGGCGAGCAGGGUUACUACUACCUAUAUAGGGGGUCCAAUGCCUGUGGGAUCAACAAGAUGUGCUCAUCGGCUGUAGUCAAUUAAACCACUAACCACAUAUUUGCACAUACACACACAAACAAACACACACACACACACACACACACACACACACACACACACACACACACACACACACACACACACCUUCAUUCUAGAUGUAUCACAGCUUCCAGCUGGCCACAUCUCUACACUUCUCAUACGCACAUUUGAUCCAGAAUGCACGAAGAGUGUCACAGUCAGACACAGAUGAAGUCCUACUGAAGAUACUUUUCCAUUAAACCAGACUAGUGUUCCACCUUCGUGGCUACCACCUGGUGACAAUUUACCGAAACAUACCAGCUCUAAUAAAGCUAGUUUUGCUGAAAGAUACAAUGUUACUUUUAAAGUAGAUUUUUUUUGGUGUACAUUUCUUUCCAUUAGUCCUGCAGGUGAUAAUGACUGCCGUGUUUCCGGCAGUAUUGGUUUUUAACUCAUCUUUCCUCACAGUAACUGAGCCCAUGUUUGAUAAGGUGUGCAAUAAUUGUUGUUUGACUUCUGUCUUGUCAGUUUGCUUAGAUGUUUUGUUGAAAGUGUUUCUGCUAGUAUGAUGUAGCACUUGAGAGGAGCUUUUGAAAGAUGGGGGUUUUUACCAUAUAGCGGUUUGCGGAUUACUACAGGGAUGAAUGAAAGUUGAAUAAAAAAAAGUGUG
Molecule: messenger RNA, 2196 nt
Organism: Xiphias gladius (swordfish)
Lineage: Eukaryota; Metazoa; Chordata; Actinopteri; Istiophoriformes; Xiphiidae
Gene: ctsf
Product: cathepsin F
Cellular component (GO): lysosome
Molecular function (GO): cysteine-type endopeptidase inhibitor activity; cysteine-type endopeptidase activity
Source: RefSeq, a predicted model, not a curated record